Larimichthys crocea (large yellow croaker) is the source of this 4630-nucleotide messenger RNA. RefSeq names its product myosin IF (gene myo1f). The transcript has 29 exons. Bases 366 to 3629 code for a protein of 1087 amino acids. Gene Ontology annotation, biological process: actin filament organization; endocytosis. The record is from RefSeq and is a predicted model, not a curated record. NCBI's taxonomy places the organism in Eukaryota, Metazoa, Chordata, Actinopteri, Sciaenidae. Gene Ontology annotation, cellular component: microvillus; actin cytoskeleton; cytoplasm. Gene Ontology annotation, molecular function: actin filament binding; microfilament motor activity; ATP binding.
AACUGAAACACCAUCAUUUGGCAACAGGUCGAAGAUAAUGAUCAUUUUGUGGAUGUUGUAGCCAUCAACACUCGUCUGCUGUUGGGAAGAUGAAUUGGACUGACUAAUUGUGUUGUUAACCUUUGGAUCUGCUGUCUGACACCGACAUCAGCACGUUGGGUCAUUAUUUCAUCCUCGCUCUGAUGAUUACGAAUAUGACAGAAAUACAGAAGUAGCUGUAACUUUACAUGGUUGCUGGCUGCUGUUGGAUCUGAUCGUCCUGCUGUGUGAUGACUGCUGCAGUCUGAGGGGGUCAACCUGUGGAUUUUGAGGACACACACCCAGUCACACAUAGGACACCAGAGGAGGAGAGGCCCACCGGAACAAUGGCGAAGUACCACUGGCAGAGUCAAAAUGUGAAGCAAAGCGGAGUGGACGACAUGGUCCUACUGUCCAAGAUCACUGAGGACGCCAUUGUCGAAAACCUGAAGAAAAGAUACAUGGACGACUACAUCUUUACAUACAUCGGCCCUGUAUUAAUAUCAGUUAACCCGUUCAAGCAGAUGCCAUAUUUCACUGACAGAGAGAUCGAACUUUACCAAGGAGCUGCCCAAUAUGAGAACCCACCUCAUAUCUACGCCUUGACUGAUAACAUGUACAGAAACAUGAUGAUUGAUGGAGAGAAUCAGUGUGUCAUCAUUAGCGGUGAGAGCGGUGCUGGAAAGACAGUGGCUGCCAAAUACAUCAUGGGUUACAUUUCCAAAGUAUCUGGAGGAGGAUCAAAGGUUCAGCAUGUAAAAGACAUCAUCCUACAGUCAAAUCCUCUCCUCGAAGCUUUCGGUAAUGCCAAGACCGUCCGCAACAACAACUCUAGUCGAUUUGGGAAAUACUUUGAGAUUCAGUUCAGCAGAGGAGGAGAGCCAGACGGUGGCAAAAUCUCAAACUUCCUGCUGGAGAAGUCGAGGGUGGUGAGCCAGAAUGAGAGCGAGAGGAACUUCCACAUUUAUUAUCAGCUCAUAGAGGGCGCCAAUGCUCAGCAGAAAGAGGGUCUGGGCAUCAUGACUCCAGACUACUACUACUACCUCAACCAGUCUGGGACCUACAAGGUGGAUGGGACCAAUGACAGCAAAGACUUCCAAGAAACUAUGGAAGCCAUGUCUGUUAUUGGGAUCCCAGGUGACAUCCAGACUCAGGUGCUGCAGAUUGUCGCAGGCAUCCUCCACUUAGGAAACAUUAGCUUCAUAGAAGCAGGCAACUAUGGGCAGGUGGAAAGCACAGACUUGCUUGCCUUCCCUGCCUAUCUGCUGGGCAUCGACCCCAACCGUCUGCAGGACAAGCUAACCAGCCGGAAGAUGGAAUCAAAGUGGGCAGGGAAGUCUGAGUCCAUUAAUGUGACCCUGAACCAGGAACAGGCCACCUACACACGAGACGCCCUGGCCAAAGCCCUAUAUGCGCGACUCUUUGACUACCUGGUGGAGGCCAUAAAUAAAGCUAUCCAAAAACCACAUGAAGAAUUCAGUAUCGGGGUACUUGACAUUUAUGGCUUUGAGAUAUUCCAGAGGAAUGGUUUUGAGCAGUUCUGUAUCAACUUUGUCAACGAGAAACUGCAGCAGAUCUUUAUUGAGCUGACUCUGAAGGCUGAGCAGGAAGAGUACGUUCAGGAGGGCAUCAAGUGGACUCCCAUCGAGUACUUCAACAACAAGAUUGUGUGCGACCUCAUUGAAAAUAAACUGAACCCUCCUGGUAUAAUGAGCGUGCUGGAUGAUGUGUGCGCCACCAUGCAUGCCAAAGGAGAGGGUGCAGAUGGCACUCUGCUGCAGAAACUGCAGGCCGCUGUGGGAACGCAUGAACAUUUCAACAGCUGGAACUCCGGCUUUGUCAUACAUCACUACGCCGGCAAGGUGUCUUAUGAUAUCAACGGCUUCUGUGAGAGAAACCGGGACGUGCUUUUCCCUGACCUAAUUGAGCUCAUGCAAAGCAGUGAAUAUAACUUCAUUCGUAGCUUGUUCCCUGAAAACCUGAACACGGAUAAGAAAGGCAGGCCAACCACAGCCAGCUCAAAGAUCAAGAGACAAGCUAAUGAUCUGGUGAACACGCUGAUGAAAUGCACUCCGCACUAUAUCCGCUGUAUCAAACCUAAUGAGACAAAAAGACCUAAAGACUGGGAGGAGAGCAGGGCUAGGCAUCAGGUUGAAUACCUGGGACUGCGGGAAAACAUCCGUGUAAGAAGGGCUGGAUUUGCAUACCGCAGAGUGUUCAAUAAGUUUCUGAUGAGGUAUGCCAUUCUCACAGCUGAGACAUGGCCAUGUUGGAGAGGUCCAGAGCAGCAGGGGGUCCUUCACCUCCUGCGAUCUGUCAACAUGGAUACCGACCAGUACCAGAUGGGACGCACCAAAGUCUUUGUCAAGAAUCCUGAAUCGCUUUUCCUACUCGAGGAGAUGAGAGAGAGAAAGUUUGACACUUUUGCCAGGAUCAUUCAGAAAUCCUGGAGAAGAUUCAUUGCCAAGAAGAAGUAUGAACAGAUGAGAGAGGAGGCCUCAGACAUCCUGUACAACUCGAAGGAGAGGAGGAAGAACAGCAUCAACAGAAACUUUGUCGGAGACUACCUCGGUCUGGAGCAGAGGCCUGAGCUACGACAGUUUCUGGCCAAGAGAGAGCGCGUUGACUUUGCAGAUUCUGUCAACAAGUUUGAUCGCAGGUUCAAGUCGAUCAAGAGAGAUUUGAUCUUGACCCCCAAGGGUAUCUAUCUGAUUGGUCGAGAGAAGGUGAAGAAAGGACCAGAGAAAGGACAGAUAAAGGAGGUGCUAAAACGAAAGCUGGAGUUUGGAAACAUCAGUGGUGUCUCUCUCAGUACGAGACAGGAUGAUUUCUUCAUCCUACAUGAGACCCAGUACGACAGUCUGCUGGAGUCCAACUUUAAGACAGAGUUCCUCAGCCUGCUCUCAAAGCGCUAUGAGGAUGUAACCAAGAGAAAACUGACAAUCUCCUUCACUGACAGGAUAGAGUUCAGAGUGAAGAAGGAGGGCUGGGGUGGUGGAGGCUCCAGGCUGGUUGUGUUUCAGAGGGGGCAAGGUGACCUGCCACAGCUGAAACCCGGAGGGAAGACCCUCACCAUCACAGUUGGGGAUGGUUUACCCAAGUCCUCCAAGCCAACCAGGAAGAGUGCUCCACAGUUUCGUGGUGGAAAUAAUGUUCCCAGCAGAGCACACCAGAAUGGAGCAGCCAAGUUUUCCAGAGCUCAUCCCCAACAACAAUCAAAUAUCACAUAUUCAUCCCCACAAAAACACGGGCGGCCACCCAGCACAGCUCCACCGAAACUGGGCUCCCAGAGAGCCUCCCGAGUUCCACCCCCUAACCAGUACAACCAGGGGAACAUGGACUUCCUCAACGUGCCUGACCAAGGAAUGUCAGGGAAGCAAAGGAAAAGGAGCAUCAGUCAGCGGCCUCCUCCUGCUCCUAAACCUCAGCCUCGACCCCAGGGGCCCCGCUGCCGCGCCAUAUAUCAGUACACCGGCCAGGACACGGACGAGAUCAGCUUUGACGUCAAUGACAUCAUCGACCUCGUCAAAGAAGAUCCAUCAGGCUGGUGGACGGGCAGGAUUCGAGGAAGGGAAGGUCUCUUCCCCGGUAACUAUGUGGAAAAGAUUUGAGCCAGACUUGAAAAAGACUUGGUCCUGGUGGACAUGGACUCUGUGUUUAUUGAGAAAUAUGUGUAUUUUGUUGAAAGCAGCACAAACUGUUUGCAAAAAGAAAUUGCCUGUUAAUUGUUCACAGUUGCAUGGUAGAUCUUCAUCAAUAAUGGAAACAGGACUGUUAAUGGUGGACCUCGCUGACAUUUGAGCCACCAGUAAGUUGUUUUGCAUGGUACUGUAUGAGCUACACACAGAAGACAUGGCUGUUAUGGUGAUCAUUGUUAAAAAACAGAUCCACAAAAGAGCAAAGAGCUGCUCCGGUUUUUAUCUCUGUUGUCCCAAACUGUCCUGUGCGGAGCGACAUAGCAACAAAAUCUUUGACUUUGAAAGCACCUUUCUUUGAGCUGUAACUUCAUUGAAAAUGACUCAAAAGCUAAAGUUACAGCCUGAAUGGAGAAGUGACCUGAAAAUAUUGCAUUGCUUUCUGGCGUUCACAGUGUUUCUAUUAGCCUGAAGCUUUUACUCCAGAUCAAAGUCUAAUACUGCUCAGUAUUCUUGAUUAAGGCAACAGCAUAAAAUCAAUGGUAGACAUUUAAAAAUGUAUUGAAUAUGCAAGUAUGAACUUGACUGUUACGUUUGCACUGUAACAAACCUGCUUCGAUGAAUCAAAGCCAUUGACAGAAACUUUUGAUCUUAACUAUUCAUGCGUUAUUAGUAAUAUCAUUGUUAGUAGUUUCUCAUGUAUUUUUUCACUUCAGUAAAAAACGAGAAUAUAUUUUCAUAUUUUUACCUCAAGGACUUUUGCACAGGUCUGUGUCAUCGGUAAGUUAUAAAAGAUUUCUGAAUAGUGAAACAAAAAAAAAGAGGUGACUUAUUCAUUUCACAUUUUUUGUUAAGUGUUUCAUUUUCUUUUCUUCGGUUUAGGGUUGAUUUUGUAAAAUAAUACGAUGCUCUCACAGUCAAUCAAUAUCUGUUUUUGUAUAUGAAUAAGAAGAUAAAAAUAAAAGGUUUUAACAUUU